AUGGAUGAGAAGCUCUGGGUGGUUACUUCCUCUUUCGCCCAAGAGCAGGGCUUUCCAACACAAUUUGAGGUCACAAAGAUCAUAUUUGGGGUCGCGAACCGGCAACUAUGUGCCAAGUUAUGUUUUUCUUUGCGAUUUAAGUGCAUAGGUGGGAUUCGGCCAGUGCUUGGGGUCCUGAAUGAAGGGAUUCGUUUACAGAUCCCACUGGAAACGCGGGAGCCGGAGUUGCAGAUGGACAUGGUGGAGACUGGGGCUAUCAGCAUGGGGAAGCAAGGGAAAUACAGGAAACUAUCCGAGAAACCCAGAAUCGUCAUCGAAAGCCGCGAGAGCUUGGAAGCCAGGGGACGGGUGGAAGUCGUCAGUCCAGGAAAGAAAGAGUUUGAGGCUUUAUCCGUACCCGUUGAAAACGAGAAGCCCGCUCGAGUCCCCGACGUCCCCAACGGGGGUUACGGUUGGGUCAUCGUCUUCACAGCCUUCGCUACAAAUGCCAUCAUCGAUGGGAUUGCGCGUUCCUUUGGAGUCUUCCUUCCGGCCUUGGCUCUUGAUUUCCGCGAGACCAGGGGCAAAACUGCGUGGGUUGGAAGCCUUCUCGCGGGAUUCUAUCUCACUGUCGGUCCAGUCGCUAGUGCAUUGACAAACAGGUUUGGCUGCAAGAAGGUAUGCAUCGGAGGAACCGUCCUCGCUGGAAUGGCAUUUGGGUUCAGCACACUGGUCACAUCCAUCGACCUUCUCAUGGUCACUUAUGGAGUUCUAGGAGGUUUGGGAUUUGGACUCAUAUACUUGCCAGGCAUCGUGGCGGUCAGUAAUUGGUUCGACACCAGGCGAGCUCUUGCAACCGGAAUUGCAAUUUGUGGCUCUGGAGUUGGCACUUUUGCAUUUGCUCCUCUUGGGAACUUCCUCUUGGAAGAAUACGGCUGGAGAGGGUCUUAUCUUAUCUUCGCCGGCAUUCUUCUAAACUGCUUGAUUUUGGGCUUAUUGAUGCGAGAACCACCUAUGAUGAAGCUUCAGCCUGCCCUUGAACAACCUGAGUCCCCCACGAGUGAUCCUGCAAAUUACACUAACGAGAAGUUGUGUGGGCCAUUGGAGCAGAAGUCCAAGCUCUUCAUGAAGCCCGAAGUCAACUCCAAUCCUCACUUGAAGCUGGUUGGAACAAGCAGUUCUCCUGUUAACUCACUGCAGAAAUUGAUCAUGAUGCCCCGUAUCUUAGAGGAACAGGAAUUGCCUCCUCUUCAAAAGUCUCCCAGUGGAGGCAACUGCAGAAACAACAAAAAGAAUGUCGAGGCAGUAACUUCUAGAAUUAAUUCCCCUAUUUCUGGAACUAUGAAAACUGCUGCAUUAAGUCCAUCAAUCUUAAAACCAGAGUUUUUAUCUCCCAUAAUGAAAGGUUCACAUGGGAACAUCCGCCAGACAGAGUCUGUCCCUGCACUCCCACGAAAACGUGAUCUCGGACGCAAUGCCUCGGCUUCUUUUGAUAAGAUCAAAACUGUACUAGGCAAGCGCUACAGUGCUCAGCUUCCCGGAUCUCAUCUUACCAUUUAUCAGAGGAUGCUAUCAGCCGAGAAACCUCUUGCUUCCAAGUUGUCAGGAAUAUCAUUUUCUAGACAGAUCAAUAUCACUUCUCAAAGUGGUGGAAGUCGUCAAACUGGUCUUGGUUCCGUACACUUGGCCCUAGCAAGGAAAGACACAUUCUUGAGUGGAAGCGUGCAGAGGCUUCCCCAUUUCCAAAGGAGUUUAUCUGUUGAGGAAUACAGAGCAUCCGUUCUAAGCCUUCAACAGAAGGACACAAUUGAUAAUCCAGCUACUUCACAAGAAGAAAAAGAUGAGGGGUGCAGGAUGCUCCCUGCUUCGUUUGUGGACAUAUUUCGGGAAAUGACAGACUUCUCACUCCUCAAGAAUCCAGUGUUUCUCUUGAUCGGGUUGAGCAACAUCUUUGCAAUGCUUGGAUUUAAUGCCCCCUUUGAUUACCUGGUUGAUGCAGCAAUCAAAAAGGGCAUAGAUUUGAGUAGUGCCAGCUUCCUGCUUUCAGCUGUAGGGCUGACCAAUACUGUGGGUAGAAUCUUCAUGGGGUGGCUGAGUGAUCUACCAUGGGUGGAUUGCUGUAUUCUAAACAAUCUGAGUCUGCUGGUCAGUGGAGUCACUGUUGCAUUCACUCCAUUCUGUGACACGAUGGUUGGAUUCACCAUAAUUGCUGUACUCUUUGGACUCUGCAUUGCGGGAUUUGUGAGUGUUACAUCAAUUAUGCUGGUGGAGCUCAUGGGGAUUGAGAAUUUGACCAAUGCAUUUGGGCUGCUUCUCUUAUUCCGUGGCCUUUCUUCAUUCCUUGGAGCUCCUAUUGCAGGUGCCAUAUCAGAUGCUACAGGGAACUAUGAUGCCUCCUUCUAUACUGCAGGAGGGUGCUUGAUUUUGGCCUCCCUCAUUGGAUUCAUCAUCUACCUGCCAAUACUGGCGAGUUACAGAACACCAUUGGGGCAUGCUAGGCCCCAUGAAUUAGAAGUCAUUCCAGAGGGAAAUGAAGCAGAUAUUUCUGAUUCAUGGUCCCACAUCUCUGAGAAAGACCUGAAUUCCUCCCCAGCAUAG
Darwinula stevensoni is the source of this 2577-nucleotide messenger RNA. NCBI's taxonomy places the organism in Eukaryota, Metazoa, Arthropoda, Ostracoda, Podocopida, Darwinulidae. The record is from the annotation of a GenBank genome assembly.